UCGCCGCCCGGCGCCUGGGAGCGAACUGAGCAGUGUGGAACCAUGGCCGGCUAUCUCUCUCCCGGCGCUCACUUCAAUUUGGAGGAACGGGAGUACCUGCAAGCUUAUGAAGAUGUGCUGGAGAGAUACAAAGAUGAACGGGACAAAGUACAAAAGAAAACCUUCACAAAAUGGAUAAACCAGCACCUUCUGAAGGUUCGCAAACAUGUGAAUGACCUGUAUGAAGACCUGAGAGAUGGACAUAACCUGAUCUCUCUCUUAGAAGUUCUUUCAGGAGACACCUUGCCCAGAGAGAAAGGUCGGAUGCGUUUUCACAGACUACAGAAUGUACAAAUUGCACUUGAUUAUUUGAAAAAACGGCAGGUUAAAUUGGUAAACAUCAGAAAUGAUGACAUAACAGACGGGAAUCCCAAAUUGACUUUGGGAUUAAUAUGGACCAUAAUUUUGCACUUUCAGAUUUCUGACAUCCAUGUUACUGGGGAGUCAGAGGAUAUGUCUGCAAAAGAGAGAUUGCUCCUGUGGACACAGCAGACAACGGAGGGUUAUUCUGGAAUUCGUUGUGAAAAUUUCACUACCUGCUGGCGAGAUGGGAAAUUAUUUAAUGCCAUCAUUCAUAAAUACAGGCCAGACCUGAUAGACAUGAAUACCGUUGCUGUUCAAAGCAACCUUGCAAAUUUAGAGCAUGCUUUUUUUGCAGCAGAAAAACUUGGUGUUGCCAGACUUCUGGAUCCUGAAGAUGUUGAUGUCUCCUCGCCUGAUGAGAAAUCAGUAAUCACAUAUGUGUCAUCACUUUAUGAUGCAUUUCCCAAAGUACCAGAAGGCGGUGAAGGCAUCAGUGCAAAUGAUGUUGAAGUCAAGUGGGUUGAAUACCAGAAUAUGGUGAACUACCUCAUCCAGUGGAUCAGGCACCAUGCCACAAUAAUGGCUGACCGAUCGUUUCCAAACAAUCCUGUGGAACUCAAGGCACUUUAUAACCAGUAUUUACAAUUUAAAGAAACAGAAAUUCCAUCAAAGGAGAUAGAUAAAUCAAAAAUCAAACACCUAUAUAAAUUACUGGAGGUUUGGAUAGAGUUUGGGCGUAUCAAGCUCCCUCAAGGCUACCACCCAAAUGACAUAGAGAAAGAAUGGGGGAAGCUAAUUAUUGCCAUGCUCGAAAGAGAGAAGAUGCUACGGCCAGAAGUUGAAAGGUUAGAAAUGCUGCAACAGAUUGCAAACAGACUGCAGCGAGACAGCCUGAGCUGUGAAGACAAACUAAUGCUUGCUCGAAAUGCUGUGCAAUCAGAUUCAAAACGAUUAGAAUCGGGUUUGCAGUUCCAGAAUGAGGCAGAGAUUGCAGGCUGUUUACUUGAAUGUGAGAAUCUAUUGCGCCAACAAGUCAUGGAUGCCCAGAUUCUUCUUGAUGGAAAAUAUUAUCAGGCAGAUCAGCUGGUCCAGAGGGUUGCAAGACUAAGAGAUGACCUUAUGGCCUUAAGAGCAGAGUGCUCCUCGAUGUACAGCAAGGGGAGAACGCUGACAACAGAACAGACCAAGAUGAUGAUAUCAGGAAUAACACAAAGCUUAAACUCAGGAUUUGCACCUAUUUUAAAUUCUGGACUGAGCCAGGGUUUAUCCCCUUCCCUGACUUCAUCCAGUCUGACAUCAGGUUUAUCAUCAGGUUUUUCUUCAAGACUGACUCCAUCCAUUACCCCAGCAUGCACACCAGGUUUUCCUCCACGGUUAAUUCAAAGCUACCUGACAGGUGUGGACAGUGGUGCACUGCAAACAUUUAAACUGAUGCAGAUCCGGAAGCCCUUGAUGAAAUCAGCAUUUGUUGACCAGAAUUUAACGGAGGAGGAAGUCAACAUGAAAUUUGUCCAGGAUCUCUUAAGAUGGGUAGAUGAAAUGCAGGUGCAACUGGAUCGGGCUGAAUGGGGUUCAGAUUUGUCGAGUGUGGAAAGCCAUGCAGAAAAUCACAAGAACAUUCAUAAAGCUAUUGAAGAAUUUGAGUCAAGCCUUAAAGAAGCAAAAGUCAAUGAGAUCCAAAUGACUGCUCCUCUUAAACUUAGCUAUGCAGAAAAAUUGCACAAACUGGAGAGCCAAUAUGCAAAACUCCUGAAUACUUCAAGAAAUCAGGAAAGACACCUUGACACCCUUCACAACUUUGUAUCUCGUGCUACCAGAGAACUCAUAUGGUUGAAUGAAAAAGAGGAAGAGGAGGUUGCGUAUGACUGGAGUGAAAGAAACACAAAUAUAGCAAGGAAGAAAGAGUACCAUGCCGAACUGAUGAGAGAACUUGAUCAGAAAGAAGACGUGAUUAAAUCGGUUCAGGAAAUAGCAGAACAAUUGCUCCUAGAAAACCACCCUGCAAGAUUAACUAUUGAGGCCUACAGAGCUGCAAUGCAAACACAGUGGAGCUGGAUUUUACAACUUUGCCAGUGUGUUGAACAGCAUUUAAGAGAAAAUACUGCAUAUUUUGAGUUUUUCAAUGAUGCCAAAGAGGCUAUGGAUUAUUUGAAGAGUUUAAGAGAUACCGUACAACGAAAGUACAGCUGUGAUAGGUCCAGUAGCAUUCACAAACUGGAAGAUCUGAUCCAGGAGUCCAUGGAAGAAAAAGAACAACUUCUGCAAUACAAGAGCACCGUGGCAGGCCUUGUGGGGAGAUCCAAGAGUAUAGUUCAGCUGAAGCCGAGGAAUCCAGAUAAUCUACUCAAAACAUCCAUCCCAAUUAAAGCCAUCUGUGAUUAUAGGCAAAUAGAGAUAACCAUUUACAAAGAUGAUGAAUGUGUUCUAGCAAGCAAUUCACACCGGGCAAAGUGGAAAGUGAUUAGUCCGAGUGGUAAUGAGGCUAUGGUUCCUUCUGUAUGUUUCACAGUUCCUCCACCAAACAAAGAAGCAAUAGACACUGCAAACAGAAUUGAACAGCAAUAUCAGAAUGUCUUAACCCUUUGGCAUGAAUCACAUAUAAACAUGAAGAGUGUGGUCUCCUGGCAUUACUUGACGCAUGAAAUUGAAACUGUUCAAGCUGGUAACGUUGCUUCGAUAAAGACACUCUUGCCAGGGGAACACCAGCAGGUUUUAAGCAACUUGCAGUCCCGUUUUGAUGACUUUCUGGAAGACAGUCAGGAGUCUAAAGUCUUCUCUGUUGCUGACAUUGCACAGUUGGAAAGAGAGGUGAAUGUCUGCAAGGAGUACUACCAAGAGCUCCUUAAGUCUGCUGAGAGAGAGGAGCAUGAGGAAUCCAUUUACAACCUCUACAUCUCAGAAGUACGAAACAUCCGACUUCGUUUGGAGAAUUGUGAAGAUCGUUUGAUUAGGCAGAUUCGAACCCCACUGGAGAGAGAUGACCUACAUGAAAGUGUGUUUCGGAUUUCUGAGCAAGAAAAGCUGAAGAAGGAGUUGGAUCGACUUAAAGAAGAUUUGGAAACAGUCACGGAUAAAUGUGAUGAGUUUUUCAGUCAAGCUGCUGGUUCACCCUCAGUCCCUACUUUGCGGUCAGAGCUUAAUCUUGUAAUUCAGAAUAUGGAUCAGAUUUACUCCAUGUCUUCCAUUUAUAUUGAAAAGUUAAAAACUGUCAAUUUGGUGCUCAAGAACACACAGGGAGCUGAGUCAUUAGUAAAACUGUAUGAAACUAAGCUAUGUGAGGAAGAACCAUUGACUGCCGACAGGAGUAAUACUGAGAACUUGAUGGGUACAUUAAAGCAAUGGAGAUCAGAGGUUGAUGAAAAGAGAGAAGUGUUCCAUGCCUUAGAAGAUGAACUCCAGAAGGCCAAAGCAAUCAGUGAUCAGAUGUUUAAAACACACAAAGAACGUGAUUUGGACUUUGACUGGCACAAAGAGAAAGCUGAUCAGCUAACUGAGAGGUGGCAAAAUGUUCACUCUCAGAUUGAAAACAGGUUGCGUGACUUAGAGAGUAUCAAUAAAUCUCUAAAAUACUACAGGGAUACUUACAGUGCACUGGAUAGCUGGAUUAAGCAAAUUGAAGAAACCCAGCAGAGAUUUCAGGAAAAUCCACCUCAGAGCAGUAAAGCUCUGGUCAAACAGCUAAACCAGCAAAAGAUGCUGGUUUCUGAAAUAGAAAUGAAACAAAGCAAACUGGAUGAAUGUCAGAAAUACUCAGAGCAGUAUUCAGCUGCAGUAAAGGACUAUGAGUUGCAAACAAUGACUUACAGGGCCAUGGUUGACUCCCAGCAAAAAUCGCCAGUGAAACGCCGAAGAAUGCAGAGCUCUUCUGAUUUUAUUAUCCAAGAGUUCAUGGAUUUACGAACACGCUAUACAGCUUUAGUAACCUUGAUGACUCAGUACAUAAAGUUUGCUGGUGACUCUCUGAAAAGACUAGAAGAGGAAGAGAAGUCAAUGGAAGAAGAAAAGAAAGAACAUGUUGAGAAAGCUGUGGACUUAAUGAAAUGGGUCUCAAACAUCACCAAGAGUCUUAGCAAAGGCGAAGGAGAAAGGCCUGAAAAAGCAGAUUUUCUUAAAAAACAGAUUUCUUCAUUUGAACUGUCAGCCAAGAAAGAACAGAUAGCAGAGGCUUUGCAAACAACACAGUCAUUUUUAGCAAAACAUAGCGAUAAAUUGACAGAUGAAGAGAAAAAUGAAAUGGAAAACCAUAUGCAGUCACUCCAUGAAGGUUAUAAACUGUUAUCUAAUGAAGAUUUGAAGCAGUUGCAGGAGAAGCAAAAUGUAGAUGAUGAAAACAUGCAUGAGAAGGACUUGGCAGAACAACAUCAGGAAUUUAAAGAGAAGAUUCAGGAUAUCUGUGACCUCCUUACACAGACUGAAAAUCAGCUCAUUGGCCACCAAGAAGCCCUUGUUAUUGAGAGUGGCAAGUCUGAGUUGCAGCAAUAUCAAACCAAACAAGAGGAGCUACAGAAAGACAUGCAAGCAAACACACAGGCAUUGGCAGAGAUUGUGAAAAAUACAGAGAUGUUCUUGAAAGAAAAUGGGGGAAAGUUGUCACAAGAAGACAAGACUGCUCUUGAGAAGAAGCUGAAUGAAGCCAAGACAAAGUGUUUGCUGCUAAGCCAAAAGGCUGAGGAAUCGAGAAAAGAGCUGGAUAAGGCUGUGACAACAGCCAUUAAGCAGGAAACUGAAAAGGUUGCAGCCAGAGAGCAGCUGGAAGAGAGCAGAAGUACAAUAGAAAACCUUCUGGACUGGUUGUCAAAUGUAGACAAGGAUGCUGAACAUGGGGAAAAGAAAUGCCAGCCAGUAAUCAAGCAGAAUGGCAACCAUUUCCAAGAAGGGGAUGUGGAGGGUUUGGCUGGAGAAGAUGAUGAACUAAAUGGUAAUUUGUUUGAAGUCCAGCAACAGAAUGCAUCCCAAGUGGAUGGACAAGUAGAACCCAAGGAAGAUAACCUCAACAAACAGUAUCAGAAAAUCAAGGCUCAGCAUGAGAAAAUUAUUUCACAACAGCAAGCUGUCAUAAUAGCCACCCAGUCGGCCCAAGCCCUGCUUGAGAAGCAAGGUCAUCAUCUUUUUCCAGAGGAGAAAGAGAAGAUACAAAGAAAUAUGAAGGAACUGAAGAUGCAGUAUGACACAGCUUUAGCUGAAUCAGAGCACAAACUGAAGUUAACACGUUCUCUGCAUGAGGAGCUUGAGAAGUUUGAUGCAGACUACAAUGAGUUUGAAAGUUGGCUUCAGCAGGCAGAACAAGAGCUUGAAAAUUUGGAGGCAGGUGCAUCUGACUUUGGUGGCAUUACUGCCAAACUGAGAAGGCAGAAGAGUUUUUCAGAAGAUGUCAUCUCUCACAAAGGGGACUUGAGAUACAUCACCAUUUCUGGGCAGAGAGUGCUAGAUGCUGCUAAGUUAUGUAACAAAAGAGAAGGCUUCCGAUAUGACAAGGAAGGUAUUGACAGUUCAUCAACUUACACAGAAGUACAGAAUAAAUUGGAUGGUGCAACAGGUCACUUUAAAUCUCUCUAUUCCAAGUGCAGUAUCCUUGGAAACAAUCUCAAAGACCUGGUCGAUAAGUACCAGAACUAUGAGGAUGCCUCCUCUGGACUUCUGGCAGGACUCCAGGCCUCUGAAGAAGCGGUUAAUAAACAUCUUUCUGAGGCAGUUGCCGUGAAUCCAAAAACUCUCCAGAGACAAUUAGAAGAAACCAAGGUGCUUCAGGGUCAAGUGGCAGGACAUCAGAUUGCUGUAGAGAAACUGAAAAAAGCAGCUGAAGUGCUCUUAGACACCAGAGGAAAAUUGCUGCCAGAUAAAGAGGAGAUCAAGAAAACAGUGGAUACUGUUGUGGACAAGUAUAACCACUUGUCCAAAGCAGUCAGUGACCGGAAUGAGAAGCUCCAGAUCACUCUAACACGUUCUUUAAGUGUUCAGGAUGGAUUGAAUGAGAUGCUUGAUUGGAUGGAUGAUGUUGAGAAGAACCUUGAGAAGCAAAGUCAAGUGCCUUUGAAUUCUGCUGCUAUUCAGGAUGUCAUUAGUAAAAGUAUGGCACUGGAACAAGAUAUUGCAGGUCGUCAGAGCAGUCUCAAUGCCAUGAAUGAAAAAGUGAACAAAUUCAUUGAAACAACAGAUCCAUCCACUGCAUCCUCUUUACAAGCUAAAAUGAAGGAGCUCUCUGUACGGUUUUGUGAAGCCAGUAAAAAACACAAGAAAAAGCUUGAAAAGAUGGAGGGCUUGAAGUCAAAAGUGGAACUGUUUGAAUGCCUCUUGGAUAAACUUCAGUCAUUCUUGGACAAGAAAGCUCAGGCUCUCAGUGAUGCUGACAUCCCAGGGAAAGAUGUUACUGAAAUGUCUUUAUAUAUGCAGGAAACCAACUCUGAAUUGGCAGAGCAGAAAAAAGAUCUUGAAGCUUUGCAGCACCUUGUUGGAGAAAUUUCUUCACAUGCUCUCCCUGGAGACAAGUCAUUAGUGUUAGAAAAAGUCAACACCUUGUCGAAGAAAUUCAGGACAAUGGAAAAGACUGUGCGAGAAAAAGAAGAAGACGUAUCCUCUUGCCGACAACAAAUGGAUACAUUCAAGCUUCAUGUAGAAUGUUUGAAGAAAUGGAUAGACGAGGUGACAGAAAGAAUUCCAACUACGCAGCCCUCUUUAAAUGCUGAGACUUUAAAGAAGUAUUUGCAGAACACCAAGAAUUUGGAAGAUGAAUGGGUUUCAAAGGCACCUGAAAUUCAGAAAAUGGCUAGCAGAGGAGCAGUGCUAUGUAACCUAAUCAGUGCUGUGACUUCCCCUGCAAAAUCAAGGGGAGUCAAAUCAGCUAUCAGUGGAACACUAUUAAAUGGUGAAGGAGGUACUGCAGGUAGUCAUGGAUUCCUGACAAACAAAGAACUGGCCAGUAUUCAACAGGAUAUGUCAACUGUAAGCCAUAACUAUGAUGAUUUGGGUGGAAUACUGAAAGAAAAAAGAGCAGAAUUGGAAUCCAUGCUUUCGAAUAUGCAGAAUGUCCAAGAAGAAUCAAAUUCAAUGUGGGAGUGGUUACAGAAAAUGGAUAUGGCUGCAGCAAAAUGGGAAGCUGUUCUUCUGGAUGGUGAAGCAGUUAAGGAACAAGUGGAGCAACAUAAGUUAUUUGAAACAGAAUUGAAACAGAAUGAGAAUAAACGUCAAGAGCUCAAAGACAGAGUCACAGAGUUGCUGGAGAAGAACCCAGAUUCUCCCGAGGCGCCCAAAUGGAAACAGAUGUUGGAUAAAAUAGAUUCCAAAUGGAAAGAACUCAUCCAGGUAGCAACUGAUAGACAGAAAAAACUGGAAGAAUCAUCAAAUUAUCUGACCCAGUUUCAGACUGUAGAGUCUCAGCUGAAACAGUGGCUGGUGGAGAAGGAGUUAAUGGUCAGUGUGCUUGGACCACUGUCAAUUGAUCCCAACAUGUUAAAUACGCAAAAGCAGCAAGUUCAGAUUUUGCUCAAAGAGUUUGAUACUCGAAAACCACAGUAUGAACAGUUAACCACAGCAGGACAAGAGAUUCUGAAGAGACCAGGUGAACAUCUACCUUCUCAUGAAACUGUGAGACAGCAGUUGGCAGCUGUGGCACAGAAAUGGGAUGCCUUAACAGGACAGCUGAGUGGCAGAUGUGAGCGAAUUGAGCAAACCAUUGUCAAAAGCACAGAGUACCAAAGCUGUCUGAAAAACCUCUCUGAGAAGUUUAGUGCCUUGGAUAAUAAACUCAGCAGCAGCCUGUCUGGAAGUACAGACCCUGAUGCUGUGAAGCAGCAGCUGGAAGUGGCCAGAGAAGUGAAACAAGGAAUACAAGAGGAGAUGCCAAACAUAAAUGCUGCUGAGACCCUUUGUGAAGAACUGUCAGUACUGGUGGCAGAAGAUUACCUGAAAACAGAGCUUGCCAGGCAAUUAGAUGGUGUCAUAAAGCCCUUUAAGGAGAUGGAACAAAAAGCAGGCAAUCACAUUGAACACCUCCAGUCAACCUAUGUUAGUUCUCAUCAGUUCCAACAAAUGUCUAAGGACUUCCAGGCCUGGCUGGACAAAAAGAAAGGGGAACAGAAUCAGUCUCGUCCUAUCUCUGCUGAUCUGGAGACUCUGCAGUCAUUAAUUAACGAUCAGAAAGCAUUUAAGAUGACCUUGUCUGAACAGAUUGGUUCCUAUGAAAAAAUAACUGUAGAAGGCGAAAGCUUGCUCCAGAAGACUCAAGGGGGCGAGAGGGCAGAGUUGCAGUCCCAGCUGAACAUGCUCAAAGGGAACUGGGAUGAAAUGAAUAGGCAAGUUAAAGAAAAUCAAGACAAGUUGAAUGAUUGUCUGGGGAAAGCCCUCAGAUACCGGGAGCAUGUAGAGACUUUGCAGCACUGGGUAACAAACUGCCAAAGCAACCUAUCUGAUAUCAAGAUAGGAAUAGACCCUGUUGAGCUAGAGAAGACCAUCACUCAGGUGAAGGCCUGGCAGAAGGACUUGGACAAACAGCAAGGAAUGGUGGAGCUGUUAAACAAUGCGGCAGCAAUGUUGCUCAGUGCCUGUGAGACAGACGGAGAUAUUAUUCAAGAAGAAAAGGCACUGCUGUUCCAGGAGGUGUAUACAGUUAAAGAACAAUUACACACAAAAAGAGAGGGCCUGGAAAAGAUGGCUCAGAGACUAAAAGAGUUUCAAGAAUCAUCCAGGGAAGUUAAAGAGCAGCUUCAGAAUGCCAGAGAGCAGCUGGAAGCUCACGAUACCUUGAAACCCCAGACUUACAGCAACAAACACUUGACACUUAUGCAAACUCGUCAGAAAGCACUUCAGACCUUAAAGCCUCAAGUGGACCUGACAAAAAAGCUUGCCCAAGAACUGGUGGUGGAUGCUUCUGAUUCAUCAGGAGUUUCUGACCUCUUGCUGAAAGCAGAAGCAUUAGAAGAAGAAUACAGUGCCAUCAGCCAGCAGGUUGAAGAUAAAUGUUCCUUUCUGGAAACUAAACUUCAGGGAAUUGGUCAUUUCCAAAACACCAUCCGAGAAAUGUUUUCUCAGUUUGCGGAGUUUGAUGAUGUGCUGGACAGCAUGGCUUCUGUGGGUAGGGACCUGGUUACGCUGCAGUCGCAGCGAGAGGGUAUCCAAACUUUCCUGAAGAAAUUGGAAGAGCUAAUAAACAGUAAUGAAAAUGCAAACAAGACUUGCAAAACGAUGUUAGCAAGCGAAGCUGAAGCUUCUCCUGAUUUGGCAGGCAUAAAGAGAGACUUGGAGGCUUUAAAUAAGCAAUGCAAUAAGUUGCUAGAUAGAGCAAGAGCUAGAGAAGAACAUGUAGAGAGGACUAUUCAUCGCAUUGAAGAGUUCUACUGUAAACUGAAGGAGUUUUCCAAGCUGCUUGGGGAAGCAGAAGAACAUGAAGAGUCCCAAGGUCCUGUUGGAAUGGAAACGGAGACUAUUAAUCAACAGCUGAAAGUAUUCCAGGUAUUUGAGAAAGAAGAGAUUGAACCACUGCAGGUUAAACAACAGGAGGUGAAUUGGUUGGGUCAAAGCCUUAUUCAGAGUGCUGCUAAAAACACAAGCACUGAUAACCUUGAGUGUGAUCUUGAAGAUGUUAAUAUGAGAUGGAAAACUCUCAACAAAAAGGUUGCCCAAAGAGCAACUCAGUUGCAAGAAGCAUUACUCCACUGUGGGAGGUUUCAGGAUGCUCUUGAAUCCAUACUCAGCUGGCUCAUCGACACGGAAGAUCUCGUGGCUAAUCAGAAGCCUCCAUCGGCUGAGUUUAAAGUUGUAAAGGCCCAAAUACAGGAACAGAAACUUCUCCAGAGAUUGUUGGAUGACCGCAAGCCCACUGUUGAACUAAUCAAACGUGAAGGGGAGAAAAUUGCAGAGUCAGCAGAGCCUGGAGAUAAAGAUAAGAUCUUGAAACAGCUGAGCCUUCUAGAUAGCAGAUGGGAUGCAUUGCUCAAUAAGGCAGAAGCCAGGAAUUGUCAGUUGGAAGGUAUCUCAGCUGUAGCACAGCAAUUCCAUGAAAUCUUAGAACCCAUGGUUGAAUGGCUAACCACCACUGAGAAGAAGCUUUCAAAUUCCGAACCCAUUGGAACACAGGCCUCCAAAUUACAACAACAGAUUUCUCAACAUAAAGCCUUAGAGGAAGACAUCAUUACUCGCAAUAAAAAUUUACAGAAAGCUAUUAGUAUUGGUCAGGCUUUAAAGACAUUGAGCUCCAGGGAAGAUAAAGAUAUGGUGCAGGAGAAACUAGAUUCUUCCAAAGCCCGAUAUACUGAGAUGCAGAAGAAGAGCUGCAGUAGGGCCGAGCUGCUCCAGCAAGCUUAUUGCAACGCUCAGAUUUUUGGAGAGGAUGAAGUUGAAUUGAUGAAUUGGCUGAAUGAAGUUCAUGAGAGGUUGAGCAAAUUGGCAGUUCAAGGCUACAUUACUGACUUGCUUGUGAAACAACACACUGAAAUGCUGGUUCUUCAAGAAGAGAUUCUACUCAGAAAGCAAAAUGUUGAUCAAGCAAUACAAAAUGGUUUGGAGCUCCUCAAGCAAGCUACAGGUGAUGAAGUUGUCAUAAUCCAGGAUAAAUUGGAAGGCAUUAAAGCAAGAUACAAAGACAUCACUAAGCUGAGUUCUGAUGUGUCGAAGACCUUAGAGCAAGCUCUACAACUUUCUGGGCAGCUGCAGUCAACUCACGAGGAACUCUGCACUUGGCUUGACAAAGUUGAAGCAGAAUUACUUUCAUAUGAAACUCAGAUCCCCCAAGGCAAAGAGUUAAAUCAGGCACAAGACAGACAAAGAGAACUGAAAAAAGAAGUAAAACAGAAUAGAAGCUUACUGGACACUCUCAAUGAAGUCAGCAGUGGUUUGCUGGAACUAGUGCCAUGGAGAGCAAGGGAAGGGAUAGACAAAAUGGUCACAGAAGACAAUGAACGGUACAAAUCAGUGAGUGACACUAUAACCCAAAAAGUGGAAGAGAUUGAUGCUGCCAUUCUAAGAUCACAACAGUUUGAUCAUGCGGCUGAUGCUGAAUUGGCUUGGGUUGCGGAAACAGAGAAGAAACUGCUGUCUUUGGGUGAUAUUAGACUCGAACGUGACCAGACCUCUGCUCAGCUACAAGUUCAAAAGGUAUUUACUAUGGAGAUUUUAAAACAUAAGGAUAUGAUAGAUGAACUUGCUGCAUCUGGUGAUGGAAUUAUGAAGACAUGCACAGAAGAGGAGACCCAAGCAAUGAAGAAGAAACUGGAAAGCCUCUUACAGAAAUAUGAUACGCUCUGUCAGAUGAACUCUAAAAGGAACCUCCAGCUAGAACGUGCACAGUCUCUGGUUAGCCAGUUCUGGGAGACAUAUGAAGAGAUUUGGCCAUGGUUGACUGAAACAAAACUGAUUAUCUCACAGCUUCCAGCACCAGCUCUUGAAUAUGAGAUUCUAAAGCAACAGCAAGAAGAACAUAGGCAACUACGAGAGUUGAUUGCUGAACACAAACCUCAUAUAGAUAAGAUGAACAAAACUGGACCUCAGCUUCUGGAGCUGAGCCCACAAGAAGGAUUUUCAAUCCAAGAGAAAUAUGUAGCAGCUGAUGCCCUUUACAGUCAAAUUAAGGAAGAUGUCAAAAAGCGAGCUCAGACCCUGGAUGAAGCCAUUUCUCAGUCUACCCAGUUCCAUGACAAGAUAGAUUCAACCACUGAGAGCCUGGAACGCAUCAUUGAGCGUUUGAGACAGCCACCUUCGAUCUCAGCAGAAGUUGAGAAGAUUAAAGAACAGAUCAGUGAAAAUAAGAAUGUGUCCGUGGAUCUGGAAAAACUUCAGCCAGUGUAUGAAACACUGAAGCAGAGAGGGGAUGAAAUGAUUGCACGUUCAGAAGGUGCUGAUAAAGAUAUAUCUGCUAAAGUGGUUCAAGAUAAGCUGGACCAAAUGGUCUUCAUCUGGGAAGACAUCCAUGUUCUGGCUGAAGAAAGGGAGGCCAAACUGCUUGAUGUUAUGGAACUAGCAGAAAAGUUCUGGUGUGAUCACAUGGCUCUUGUAGUCACUAUUAAAGAUACUCAGGAUUUUAUCAGGGAACUAGAAGGUCCUGGGAUUGACCCAUCUGUGGUAAAACAGCAACAAGAAUCAGCAGAGAGUAUCAAAGAAGAGAUAGAUGGGUUACAAGAAGAACUAGAUACAGUUGUCAGCCUUGGCUCUGAACUCAUAGCUGCCUGUGGAGAACCUGACAAACCUUUAGUCAACAAGAGCAUAGAUGAGUUAAAUUCUGCUUGGGAUGCUUUGAAUAAAACAUGGAAGGAGCGUGUUGACAAACUUGAAGAAGCCAUGCAGGCUGCCGUUCAGUAUCAAGAUAGAUUGCAGGCUUUAUUUGACUGGGUGGAUAUUGCUGGCAGUAAAUUAUCUUCAAUGUCACCAGUUGGAACUGACCUAGAAACUGUGAAACAGCAAACAGAAGAACUGAAGCAAUUUAAGAUAGAGGCUUAUCAGCAACAGAUAGAAAUGGAACGACUGAACCAUCAAGCAGAGCUGUUGUUGAAAAAAGUGACCGAAGACAGCGACAAGCACACUGUACAAGAGCCCCUAUCUGAACUCAAGUUGUUAUGGGAAACUUUGGAGAACAAAAUUGUUAGCCGCCAGCAUAAGCUGGAGGGUGCUUUGUUAGCUCUGGGGCAGUUCCAGCAUGCCCUGGAUGAGUUGCUGACAUGGCUGAUACAUACUGAAGACCUGCUGAAUGAACAGAAACCUGUGGGUGGUGACCCCAAGGCUAUUGAAAUUGAACUGGCCAAACAUCACGUGCUGCAAAAUGAUGUGUUAGCUCAUCAGUCCACUGUAGAAACAGUUAAGAAAGCAGGAAAUGAUCUGAUUCAGUCAAGUGCUGUUGAAGAAGCAAGCAAUCUACAGAGCAAGUUGGAACGUCUCAAUCAAUGUUGGCAAAAUGUCUGGGAGAAAACAGAAAAAAGGAAACAACAACUGGACAGUGCUUUGAUCCAGGCACAAGGUUACCAUGGUGAAGUUGAAGAUCUGCAACAAUGGCUGACUGAAACUGAGCAUCAGCUUUUGGCAUCAAAACCUGUUGGUGGUUUACCAGAAACUGCAAGAGAGCAGCUUAAUACCCAUAUGGAACUCUGUUCUGCCUUUGAAGCCAAAGAAGAAACAUACAAAUGCCUGAUGCAUAAGGGCCUACAGAUGCUUGCAAGAUGCCCAGAGUCUGUUGAGACAAAUGUUGAGCAAGACAUAAAUAACCUCAAAGAAAAAUGGGAAUCAGUAGAGACGAAGCUCAGCGGAAAAAAAACCAAACUGGAAGAAGCCCUCAGUUUGGCAAUGGAGUUCCACAACUCACUACAAGACUUUAUCAACUGGCUUACUCAAGCUGAGCAAACCUUGACAGCAGCUUCUCGACCAAGUCUUAUUUUGGACACUGUCUUGUUUCAAGUUGAUGAGCACAAGGUCUUUGCUACAGAAGUGAAUGCCCACCGUGACCAGAUUAUAGAAUUGGACAAAACUGGAACACAUCUGAAAUACUUUAGCCAGAAACAAGAUGUUGUCCUCAUUAAGAAUCUUCUGAUCAGUGUCCAGAGUAGAUGGGAAAAGGUAGUCCAGCGCUUAGUGGAGAGAGGAAGAGCUUUGGAUGAUGCAAGGAAACGAGCCAAGCAGUUCCAUGAAGCCUGGAACAAACUUAUGGAAUGGCUGGAUGAUUCAGAAAAUACUUUAGAUGCAGAGCUUGAAAUUGCAAAUGAUCCUGAUAAAAUUAAGAUGCAGCUUACCCAACAUAAGGAAUUCCAGAAAGCUCUUGGAGCGAAACAUUCUGUCUAUGACACCACAAACAGAAGUGGACGUUCUUUAAAAGAGAAAACCUCUCUUGCUGAUGACAAUCUGAAACUGGAUGACAUGCUGAGUGAGCUAAGAGACAAAUGGGAUACAGUAUGUGGAAAAUCUGUGGAAAGACAAAACAAACUGGAAGAAGCUCUGCUGUUUUCUGGACAAUUUACUGAUGCUCUUCAGGCUCUCAUAGAUUGGCUGUACAAAGUGGAACCCCAGCUGGCCGAAGAUCAGCCUGUGCACGGAGACAUUGACUUAGUGAUGAACUUAAUGGAUAAUCACAAAGUGUUCCAGAAGGAACUAGGAAAGAGGACAAGCAGCGUCCAGGCUUUGAAACGCUCUGCCCGAGAGCUGACUGAAGGCAGUCGUGAUGAUUCCUCCUGGGUAAAGGUCCAAAUGCAGGAACUUGGUACUCGGUGGGAGACUGUGUGUGCGUUGUCUGUCUCCAAGCAAACACGACUGGAACAAGCCCUCCAUCAGGCAGAGGAAUUCCACUCUGUGGUUCAUGUUCUUUUGGAAUGGCUGGCUGAGGCUGAACAGGCCCUUCGUUUCCAUGGCAUCCUCCCAGAUGAUGAAGAGGCUUUGCGAGCACUAAUAGAUCAGCAUCGGGAAUUCAUGAGGAAACUGGAAGAGAAAAAAACUGGGCUAAAUAAAGCCACAGGUAUGGGAGAGGCCGUCUUGGCUAUCUGCCACCCAGACUCCAUCACUACCAUUAAGCACUGGAUAACAAUCAUCAGAGCAAGAUUUGAAGAGGUGUUAGCAUGGGCAAAGCAACAUCAGCAGAGACUGGCAGUAGCCCUGGCUGCAUUGAUUGCAAACCAGGAGUUACUGGAAGCAUUAUUGUCCUGGCUGCAGUGGGCAGAAACAACUCUGAGUGAAAAAGACAAGGAGGACAUUCCUCAGGAGAUUGAUGAUGUUAAAGCACUCAUAGCUGAACACCAGAUGUUCAUGGAAGAGAUGACUAGAAAACAGCCUGAUGUUGAUAAAGUUACUAAGACGCACAAAAGGAAAGCAGCCGAAUCUGCUCCAAUACAGUCUCAGAUUCCUGUACUUGAUAAAGGAAGAGGAGGACGGAAACGUUCCCCAACACUAAGCUUGUAUCCAUCAGGUGCACAGACCCAGAUUGAAACCAAAAAUCCACGGGUGAACCUGUUAGUCAGCAAGUGGCAGCAAGUCUGGCUCCUAGCCUUGGAAAGAAGAAGGAAAUUGAAUGAUGCUUUAGACCGACUAGAGGAGCUGAAGGAAUUUGCUAACUUUGAUUUUGAUAUUUGGCGAAAAAAAUAUAUGCGGUGGAUGAACCAUAAGAAAUCUCGAGUGAUGGACUUCUUUAGAAGGAUAGAUAAAGAUCAAGAUGGGAAGAUAACAAGGCAGGAAUUUAUUGAUGGGAUUCUUUCUUCGAAGUUUCCUACCAGCCGAUUGGAAAUGAGUGCAGUAGCCGAUAUCUUUGACAGAGAUGGCGAUGGCUAUAUUGACUAUUAUGAAUUUGUAGCAGCGCUUCAUCCAAACAAGGAUGCAUACAAACCUCUAACAGAUGCAGAUAAAAUUGAAGAUGAGGUGACGAGGCAGGUAGCAAAAUGUAAAUGUGCAAAGCGAUUCCAAGUGGAGCAAAUUGGGGAUAACAAGUACAGAUUCUUCCUGGGAAAUCAGUUUGGUGACUCCCAGCAACUCCGUCUUGUCCGUAUUCUGCGAAGCACUGUUAUGGUUCGAGUUGGAGGUGGAUGGAUGGCAUUGGAUGAGUUCCUAGUGAAAAAUGAUCCUUGCAGAGCAAAAGGAAGAACAAACAUGGAGCUACGUGAGAAGUUCAUGUUGGCCGACGGAGCCAGCCAAAGUAUGGCUGCCUUCCGACCAAGGGGGCGUAGAUCACGACCAUCUUCACGGGGUGGUUCACCCAACAGAUCCACUUCUGUGUCAAAUCCACCUGCCCAAACAGCUCCAACAGCAUCUGUUGCUACCAGCACACCCAAGACACCCCAUCAUUUAACACGCAACUAUGGUAAACCAUGGUUGAUAAACAGCAAAACGACAUCUUGUAAACCACCAGAGUGCUCUGAAUAUCAAGUGUCAUCCACGGAGGGGACUCCAAUACAAGGGAGUAAACUUAGGUUGCCAGGAUAUCUAUCGGGGAAGGUUUUCCAUUCUGGAGAAGACAGUGGUCUAAUCUCAACAGCAGCUACAAGAGUCAGGGCACAUUUUGCAGAAACUAGAAAAACUCCGAGCAGGCCACGAAGUCGGGCAGGAAGCAAGGCUGGCAGCAGAUCUAGUAGCCGCCGGGGCAGUGAUGCAUCUGACUUUGACAUUUCAGAAAUCCAGUCUGUGUGCUCAGACGCGUCAGAGACUGUUCGCAUGGCAAGCAGACCGACACCUCGGCCUUCUUCUCGGUCUGGAGCUAAGCCUUCCAAAAUUCCAACUCCGCAAAGAAGGUUGCCAGCUAGCAAAUUAGACAAGUCCUCCAAGAGAUAGUGUGAUUGUCUCAGUCGAGGUCUUCUUUGUCUAUUACAUUAAAAAUAUUUAAGUUUGUAAGAUGUAAAAUAUUCUGUAGAAAUUAUUGUCAAAUAUUACAAGGAUUUGGAUUUUUAAUUUUGCAGAUGGCCUUAUUUGUGUAUUUGUCUUGUUUUAUGUGUAUAAUUUUUGUCAACUUUUGUUUUGUUUUCGCCAUAUCCUAUGUGAACAGGGGAAAGGGUUUUUUUAAUAAGUGUAAACUAACGGUGGUUUGCAGUAAUGUUUAGAGAGAUCACUAAAAGCAAUUUCUGAAUAUACAGUGAAGUCUUUGCAUCCUGUCAAAAAGGCCUGUUGCUUCAUUGUUAGGAUAACAGUAAAGGAUACCUCAUAACUUUGUCUUAAAACACAAGACAAAAGGCAAAAUUAUGCAUUUUAAGCAGAAUGAACACUAAAAGGUGUGUGGCUGAGAUACUAAGAAACAGAAAACACAGUUCACAGAGCAGUUAAAUAAAAAGCAUUUUCCAGAGAACUCACCGAAAAAGUUACUUAAAGAGCACUUGCCAGUACUACAAUACUCCAAUAUCUUGCAGCAUUUUCUGUGCCAUUGCUUUAAAAGAGGCCAGACACAAUCUGGAUAAAACACCUAUUACACUUGUAUAAGAAUGCCAGUAUAACCUGCAUUGAUGUCAACGUGAGGUUUUCUUUUGCUUGAGUGGAUGAUAGCACUGUACCAUUGGACUCAUUUUAUAUUGAAGCAGUUUUACUUGCAAAAGAGAAAAGGAAAAAAAUGUACGAAAUAAAUCUUG
This is a messenger RNA of Gekko japonicus, 17345 nucleotides long. It is a transcript of the gene DST, whose product is annotated as dystonin. Gene Ontology annotation, cellular component: intercalated disc; cytoskeleton; plasma membrane. NCBI's taxonomy places the organism in Eukaryota, Metazoa, Chordata, Lepidosauria, Squamata, Gekkonidae. Gene Ontology annotation, biological process: wound healing; intermediate filament cytoskeleton organization; cytoplasmic microtubule organization. The transcript is spliced from 94 exons. The coding region runs from base 43 to 16560 and encodes 5505 amino acids. Gene Ontology annotation, molecular function: calcium ion binding; microtubule binding; structural molecule activity. The record is from RefSeq and is a predicted model, not a curated record.